Molecule: messenger RNA, 2955 nt
Organism: Chinchilla lanigera (long-tailed chinchilla)
Lineage: Eukaryota; Metazoa; Chordata; Mammalia; Rodentia; Chinchillidae
Gene: Rasl10b
Product: RAS-like, family 10, member B
Molecular function (GO): GTP binding; GTPase activity
Source: RefSeq, a predicted model, not a curated record
UCCAGGUGGAGGCCACAGAGGUCCCAGGGCAAGCAGAGGCAGCAAUGAUUGGUCCUGACGGUGGCUGAGCCCCCAGCCCCUGGAAUAUGCAGCCCGGGGGAGCCCCAGGCAAGGACGCGGUGGCGGAGUGGGGCGGGAGGCAUGGUCUCCACCUACCGGGUGGCUGUGCUGGGGGCGCGAGGCGUGGGCAAGAGUGCCAUCGUGCGCCAGUUCUUGUACAACGAGUUCAGCGACGUCUGCGUGCCCACCACCGCCCGCCGUCUCUACCUGCCUGCUGUGGUCAUGAACGGCCAUGUGCACGACCUCCAGAUCCUAGACUUCCCACCCAUCACCGCCUUCCCUGUCAACACGCUGCAGGAGUGGGCAGAUGCCUGCUGCAGGGGACUCCGGAGCGUCCACGCCUACAUCCUGGUCUAUGACAUCUGCUGCUUUGACAGCUUUGAGUACGUCAAGACCAUCCGCCAGCAGAUCCUGGAGACAAGGGUGAUUGGCACCUCGGAGACGCCCAUCAUCAUUGUGGGCAACAAGCGAGACCUGCAGCGCGGACGCGUGAUCCCGCGCUGGAACGUGUCGCACUUGGUGCGCAAGACCUGGAAGUGUGGCUACGUGGAGUGCUCGGCCAAGUACAACUGGCAUAUCCUGCUGCUCUUCAGCGAGCUGCUCAAGAGUGUCGGCUGCGCCCGCUGCAAACACGUGCACGCCGCCCUGCGCUUCCAAGGCGCGCUGCGCCGCAACCGCUGCGCCAUCAUGUGAGGCCGGGGCGCCCUCCUCUGCCACCCGGCUGAAGCCUGGGGCCCAGCGAAGGGCAGGGCCAGGCGGGCAAGGAGCCUGCAGAAAUCGAACUCAUGGUCCGGGCCUGGAACGCCCCCGCAGCCCCGCACCUCCACCGAAAGGCGAGGGCGAGAGGGAGCCUCCGAGGAACUCCUCCGCCCUCCGCUUCUCACGCGUUUGUCUUCCUGGGACAACCACCUUCACGGCUGUAGCUAGCGUAGUGCCCGGCCCGGCCCGAGCCGGUGCCACAUCCCUUUGGGAUUGGGGGCGAGCGUGUGAAAUGGGGGGUGGGGUGAGGAGGUGCUGCUGCCUUGGCCGGGCCCCCACCGGUCCUCCCCGGAGUGUGUCUGUCUUUGUCCAGUGUCCUCCUUUUCCCGUGUCUGUCUGCCCAACGUCUGUUAGUUCUCCCUCGUCUUAUCCACCCUCCGGCCUCCCUCCCCACCCCCAGCUCCGCUCACAGGGCUCUCAUUUCGUUCAUCUCCUUGUCACAGAUCCUGGCAGCUUUUGAUGCCAGGCCAUCUGGCCGUCAGCGCCACUGGCACAGGGCAGAGAGAUGCAGGUGGCCCACGGACCGCAAUCAAGAGGUCUAAAGGUUGAGGUCCCAGAUCAGUCAGGGGGAGAAGGCUGAGCUCUCCUGUUCCCAGGGAGACCUCCCUGCCCAACAGCCCCCAGAGACACAACAACCUACCUUCCAGCCUUAACUCGAUGGUCCACCCCUGCCAGGUGCCCCCCACCCCCUUCCUGACCCCAAAGCCAGAUCACCCCCUGGGUUAAAACUUGUUUUAAUAGUGUGGGGAGGGAAUUCCCCCAAAGGAUAGAUUCCUUCCCAUGAUGCCAGGUUCCAGUCCUCUAUACCUCCUGCACCAGGUGAUCUGCCAGAUUGGGGGAUGUAGAGUCCUGGGGUCUGUUGGUUGUGGGCAGGGUGGUGCCCAGGAAGGGGUCAGGUUGUGCCAGUGACGAUUCUGCCUCCCUAUCCCACCCCACUCUGAUUACCCCCAAAUUCUGCCUGCCUCCGAUCUCAGGGUACCCUGAUUCUUCUGGGUAGGAGCCGGGAGAAGAAUUACGGGGAUCCCUGUGCCUGGAGGAGACAUGCCUGCAUCCCCACCUGUUGGUGGAGGCCCUCAGGAUCUGACACCCCGUGUCCCGACACCAGUUGGCCCUAUGCCCUAACUCACUCCGCCCCAUUUUCUCCGGCUGCCUGGCCGGGUUUCUACCUCUCGUCACCGGAGCUGAUCACUGUCAGUUUUGUACCGAUUUAGAAAUAACAAUAAUAAUGAUUCUAGGAAAUGCCCCGAGGGGUUAAUGGGGGGGCUUGGGGAGAGAGAGAGAGAAAGAAAUGGUGCCAUGUCCCUUGCCCCUGGCCAAAGAGAGUUCGUUUUGAGGCUGAGCUCUUGGCCCUGGCCCAGUGGGGGGAUAUGAGGGACCCUUGGUUAAAGGGGAAGGGCACAUAGAGCAAUCCAGCUUCUGCCAGCUUAGCCAGGGCUGCAGCACAUAGGCCAGGAAAUCAGGUAGCCCAGAAUGCUGAUGGAGAAGAGGCUGGGGGAAGGUCAUGGGUGGGGAAUUUAUCAUUAAGAUCCAGUGUGGGGGGAAUCUCUGAUUCUCCUUUGUGCUUCCCCCACCGAUCUCCACUCCCUCCCCCCACCGGGGGCAGCACAGCCCUACAGCAGCUGCCUUGACCUUGGGCAGACCAUUGUACUGGGUUUUAGUCCCUGCUGUGCUGCAUGACUUUGGGCAAGUGACUUGCCCUCUCUGAGCCUCCCUCUGAAACAGAGGUGGCGGCUCCCCUCCCCCACACUUCAGAGAGUGGCCAGGAGGGUAAGGAAGAGGGCUGCCCACUCGUCUUCGCACCCUUACUCCCUGGUUCACCAGACGGAUGGGGGACCGAUGGCAGCGUCUCAUAUCCUCUUACUCCCAACUCUGAGGCACCUGAGGUGAAGUGGGGGCCCAGACUUCUGGCUGCCCCUGUGGGAACCAUGGAAUGUACUCCCAAAGCCCCCCACUUACAGCCCUGCGCUUCACCCCAGGUCGUGGAUUUCAGGCCCCUCCACACCCAUUCUGAGUCUCUGUCCUUCCCCACCCCCCACCAGGGUUUCCCACCACAGGGUCUGGAAGUGUGUGUGAUGCCCAUUAGGCUGUUACUGGAAGUCAGAUUAAACAUCAGGGAGUGUUUCCCUCGUUUCUGUA